AACAGUAUCGUGUACAGUACAUUGACCAAAGGCUCUAAAGCUUCAAAAAAUCUACAUAAAGUACCACAAAACUGACGCAUCAUGAUACUGCCAGUUUACGAGACACACAAGAAUUGUGUUUUAUUAACAUCCAACCUGGUACUAUACUGGUACUAUACUAUAAUGUAUAAGUAUCUUAACCCCUGACCUACUGUUGCCUCUUAUCUUUGGGGCUUUACUGUCAUUUAUUUAUUUUUGAGUGUUUACUGUUUACAUUCUUUUUCAUUGUUCUCUUCUUUUAUUCCAUUCUGUUACUGUAUAUACUGUAAAUGGCUCGAAUGAUAGUAAACUAAACUUGGGAUGUCUGUUCCUCACACAAAGCUACGUGCAACUUAAUAGAAAACUUCAGAAAACUUGGAAUAUAGCAUAAGACUAAUGUACUGAUUUGACAGUGCGUUUAAGGUGCUUUUUGUCCUCACUGGAGCUGGACAGCCUCUGUUCACACUGUGAUUUCAUUGUAUAGAAAAGAGCGGCAUUAACAUUCUUGCAAACAUAGUCACACAUGCAUUGAAUAACAUGAGAAUGAUUAAAUGAAGACAGAAUUUUCAUUUUUGGGUAAAUAUUGCUUUCACAAGCUAUGUGUAACAUAUGGGAAUUCUAUCUAUCACUAAGCACCUAUAUUUUAAAGACAGACUUUGAGCUCCAUCAUAAUGAGCUCCAUCAAAACAGGCAUCGUGCAGAAGAGCUGGAUAAAGAUGGAGUUCACUGUGCUCAGGAUAACAGAAAGAAUUUAGAAAGAAUUAAAUCAUUGCAUGACAAUCAGUCUUCGGAUACUGAUGUCAGAAAAAGUGAAGAUGGUCAUUUUAUGCCAUGUGUCUUGGAGCAGUGGCAUCAGGCCCAGCCGGACAUUCCACCAAAGAUAAAGGUGCCGCCCCAUGAAGACAGCAUCGUAUACAGAUUAGUGGAUGCUGCAGUGGAGAUUCUGUGUGGCCAAGCAGACGAAGACAAUCUUGACCUUUAUGAAACACCAAGCUAUUUAAUAGAUGAUGACAGUCGCAAGCAUAAUCGGCAGGUGAUCUUUCAGUUAACAUCUGAUGUCCUUCAUGAGAUUUGGGGUGAUCUGUUAAGGACAAAACAAUCUUCCCAGAAUAUAGAUGAUCAAUCUGCGAUCACAGCCCUGCAUUCCAGUCAAAUUUCAGUCACAUUUUUAAAGGCUGCCGUGAGAAAAGAGAUACAGAAAAUUCUGAAUUUAGAGCGAAGUGAGCAACAGAUGACAGAGAUGCUCCAAAAACUGUGCAAAUACUGGUAUGCCAAGAGAGACAAAGUGGACUUUAUUCUGAUUCAGGAACUUCAUAAUGAGGAGAGAACUUGGCUAGAUUACAGAGCUGAGCAGUACACUGUGAAGAUGCAUCUGACUGAGGAGAUUUUCAGCCUUCUCUUGGAUGACACAAUAUUAGCACUAAAUCAUAUGCACUUUUCAACCUAAAAUACAAGUUUCAGAAUCUUGACAUUUUCAUACAUCUUUGAUAUGUUGUUAUUUUUUAGAAUUUUUUUUUUUUUUUUGGCUAGGCUCAAAAAUCCUGUCAAGAAAAUGUUUGUUAUAUUUCACAUAUUUCAUAAAUUAUAUUUUGUUAAAUAAUAUAAAUGUAUAAACCCAUAAACCUGUUUUAGGACCAUGAAGUUUUCUUGCAUAAUGAAAUUAUUUUCAUGACAAUUAAGCAGAUUUUCACCUAAUUUCCACUUUUACAAUUAGUGUAGGCUAAUUAAAAAUAAACAAACAAACAAAAAAAAAUCUCUAUAUAUAUACUCAGUACUGAAAUUCUAGAGAAAUUAUAUAUUAUUUAAAUGAUAAAGUAUUUAUAUGUUAGUAUUGGUUGUACUGCUUUUAAUAUCUUCUGAUUUAAAUAGAAAGUAAUUUAAUUUGUUUGUAAUGAAUUAAAUAUAAUACUGUAUUACAAUAAUGAUAACCUGCAAAUCAUCAUGUAGAAUAAUGGGAAUUAGAAAAAAAAAAAAAAAAAAGUAAA
This is a messenger RNA of Cyprinus carpio (common carp), 2003 nucleotides long. Its product is annotated as centrosome-associated protein 350-like. Gene Ontology annotation, biological process: microtubule anchoring. Lineage: Eukaryota; Metazoa; Chordata; Actinopteri; Cypriniformes; Cyprinidae. The transcript has 5 exons. Gene Ontology annotation, molecular function: microtubule binding. The record is from RefSeq and is a predicted model, not a curated record. Gene Ontology annotation, cellular component: centrosome. Bases 617 to 1465 code for a protein of 282 amino acids.